Arabidopsis arenosa is the source of this 1641-nucleotide messenger RNA. The record is from the annotation of a GenBank genome assembly. NCBI's taxonomy places the organism in Eukaryota, Viridiplantae, Streptophyta, Magnoliopsida, Brassicales, Brassicaceae.
UAUAACCUUUUCUAAUCUCUCUUAGUCUACAAGUCGAAAUGAGUCUCUUCCCUCUCUCAGUUCUCGGAACCUCUCAACUUCAUCAUCAACCCAAAUCGAUGAACGCACCACUAUCGUCGGAUGCAAGAGGCAAACGUAUCCUCAUUGAUUCGGACGACCGAAUCAGUAAACUCCCCGACGACGUGUUGGUCAAGAUCCUAGCAACUAUGUCCACAGAAGAUGCUGUCAAGACAGGUGUGUUGUCUACACGAUGGAAGAAUGUAUGGAAACAUGUGCCUUACCUCCACUUCGAUAUGCUAAAUGCUCCCUUGAACAAGAGGAGACCUCUGGCUCCUCUUUCUAAUCAUGUUGCGAAAUCGAUAACCAAGGUUAUAAACAAUCACAAUGGUCAUCUGAUGGGUUGCUCAAUCGAUCAUUUCGCACACCAUUGUCAAGACGGUGAGCUCGAAACUUGGGUUCGGUUACUUACCCUUCAGAAACAUACCAAAGCCCUCUCACUUUUUAACCUAAUUCAUCUCCUUCAUCUUCAUGGUAAUGGUAAGAGAUCCAAUGUCCUUCAAUUGUCCCCAAACACAUUCUCCCAUCCAAGCCUCUCAACACUCUUCCUACAUGGAUACGAUUUAGAAACCCCACAUGCCUUCAACGAGUGUAAUAAUCUCAAGAUUCUCAAACUUGAGAGAAUCUUUGCUGAGGUUGAUGUGUUCAACACAGUUAUUGCAUCGUGCCCUUCUCUCAAGGUGUUGGUGCUAAAUGCCAUGUGGUACAACAAUAAGGCUUGCUUGAAGAUUCAUAACAACAAUCUUAAAGUCUUGCAUUUGGCUUCCUGUAAUGUAGAUUGCAUUGACGUGUCUGCAGCUCUUCUAGAUAUUUUCUCCGUUUACUACUAUAUGUUUGGUAGGAAAUAUAACUUCGUCAUCAAUGCACCAAGAAUUUGGUUUAAUAGCUGGACUAAGGACUCUAGGAGAGUGCCAUUCAUGAACUACAACAUUACAUCUCAUGCUCAGGAGAAAGAAAAUCUUGGACAUGAGUUCGUGGUGAGUGGAGAUGCUAACUAUUUUCUGCGGCUCAAGUCUUUGAAGGUGGUCAUAGAUGUAAUGAAUUCGAGAGAGGUCCAAAUGUUGAGGGACAUCUUAGUAACGUGGCAUGGAAUAAUGGAAGAGCUCGAUAUAUUAUUUAAGGAUAACAAUGUCUCUAAGGAAGAGGGCGAAUCUUCGAUCGGUGGAACACAAGAGAAAAAGUGGGAAGAGACAAAACUGUUUCCCAAUGCUGAUUUCCGCGUGGAAGUUUUGUGGAUGGCUAAUUUCAGCGGCUCGAAUAAGAAACAGUUUGCAUUAGCUUCGCGUUUUGUAACGCAAGGGACAGUAAUGAAGAAGAUAAUGAUCAAGACGUCUUCGAUUGUUGCAAAGAAGAAGUUAGAGAACGAAGCGGCCGUGGCCAAACUAAAGGAACUUCCAAAGGGUAAUGAGAAUCUUAGUAUUGAAUGCUUCUGAUGGCAUUUGGUUCAAAUCUAGUAGAAAUAAUAUUUCUAGUCCUAUGUGACAAAUCCUGUAGUGAAAAAGACAAAAUUUUAAAACAUAAUGUUCUCGUUUUCUUCUCCCUUAUGACAUAAAAUCUAUAGGUUAAUAUAAUAUUGAAUGCUUU